Ogataea polymorpha is the source of this 300-nucleotide messenger RNA. RefSeq lists its product as uncharacterized. The transcript has a single exon. The record is from RefSeq and is a predicted model, not a curated record. The coding region runs from base 1 to 300 and encodes 99 amino acids. Lineage: Eukaryota; Fungi; Ascomycota; Pichiomycetes; Pichiales; Pichiaceae.
AUGGACGAUUCAGACACUUCCACCUCUAUCAACUCUCUGGCAUCAGAUUUGUCGCCUGGUAAAGACAACAGAAAAUGGAAGAUGGCCCCACAUAAGACCGUGGACGAGGUGAUCGAUUUUUUCCAAAAACCAGUGCAACCAUUUUCCCACGAAGAGAAAAACGACACGCAGCCGGAGCCGGAGCCCUCCAUUUCCCUCAACUUUAUCCAGCUGUUCAACGACGUGCUCCUACUUGUCACCAGGCUGAUCGACGUGCUCAUUCCACAGAACAGCACGUACCGGAGUCUGAUCUUUCUGUAA